Scleropages formosus (Asian bonytongue) is the source of this 2204-nucleotide messenger RNA. It is a transcript of the gene ccdc181, whose product is annotated as coiled-coil domain containing 181. Gene Ontology annotation, molecular function: microtubule binding. Lineage: Eukaryota; Metazoa; Chordata; Actinopteri; Osteoglossiformes; Osteoglossidae. The record is from RefSeq and is a predicted model, not a curated record.
GCGAAACAAUCCGGCGUGAAGCAGGGGGCAGAAAAGAGGCGAAAAGGGAGAGAAAAGGCGGCGGAAGAGGUGCGGGGGGAGCGGAGGGGCGCGAGGAGACAGCACAGCACCUACACGAGGGGGGAGCCACAGUCAGUGUCACCUGGUGGUGCCCAGGCUGAAGGUCGCGGGCUCGAAUCCCACCUCCUGGUCCUGCUGCAGGACCACGAUCAUCAUCAUGAUUCCAGGAUGAGCGAGGAGGCGCCGCGCGGCGGAGCGGGGACCCGACCCCACGAGGAGUACGAGGACGACUUCGAGAAGGACCUGGACUGGCUCAUCGACGAAGAGGCGAGGAGCAGCGAGCAGGAACAGGGAUACGAGGACAUCGAGGCGCAAAUCGACAAGGAGCUCGAGGAGGAAAAGGGAAGCAAGCGCCUGGAGCAGGACGAGCAGCGGACAGGGGGAGGAGGAGGAGAGGGGGAGGGAGAGCGGGGCACGGAGGAGGAGCGCUGGCCGUCCCCCAUGGCGCCCCUAGAGGAGGUCCCCGCGCCCGAUGGCGAUGCCUGUGACGAGGCCCCUCCCCUGCCGCCACCCCCGAGCUCCCACGUCCCCACGCAGGAAGAGGAUGCGGACAAGGAGAAAAAGUACAUCCUGGAGAAGAUCGAUGAGGCCAACCGACAGCUGCAGGACCAGACCCCCCCGGACCAGAUGCGGCGCCGACGUCUGCAGUUCAAAGACACCCUGGUGGACCUGGUGGUCCCGCCGCGGGACUACGUCCCCGAGAAGGAUGCCGAGGACCAGGAUGUCUCGGGACGGCUGUCCGAGCUGCAGAUCUCCCCGCGGGGCGAGGCUCGGGUCGGGGGGGCUAGGGAGGGUCGCGUCCUUGUCGAGAAGGACGGCAAGUUCGACCUGGUGAGCCUGAGAGAGGUGGAGAGCCAAGGACUGCUGCCCCCACUGGCCCCACCCCACAACGAGGCCCCGGCCCUCUCCCAGCACUUAUCGAGAUCAGGCUCCUCCCCCAGGCUGGGCUCCGCCUCCACUGUCUCCGUGACCAUAGAGCGCGCUCCCAAACCUCCCGCCUCGCCCAGGAACCGACCCAACUCGGCGGGGCCCCUGCAGCUGGUGGGACGCAGGAGGACGUCCAGGCGCCGAGCGCAGUCGGCCAACAACGCGUGGUCCUUGGCGACCUUCACGCUGUCGCCUGAGCAGAAGGAGCUGCAGGCGAAGCUCCAGCAGAGGAGGGAGAGGCUGCGGAGGGAGGUGGGUUCCGUCCCCGCUGUCCGUAUUGGGGUCGGAAAGGGAGGCGGGGUCCGUCCCCGUUCUCCUCACCGAACUAAGUGCUCCCUGCAGGAGGAGGAGCGCCGGCGCACCCAGGAGGAGCACAAGCGCCAGCAGAACGAGAGGGCCUUCCAGGCGUGGCUCCUCCGGAAGAGGGAGCAGCUGCAGGAGGAGCGGCGCCUUCAGAGGGCCCAGGAGAUGGAGAGGAAGAGCUGCAAGCGGGAGCACAGCGACCCCCAGGAGGCUUUCAAGCUCUGGCUGCAGCGCAAACAGCAGCAGCAGGAGAAGCAGCGGCACCUGGAGACCUCGAAGCGCUUGGAGGAGGAGAGCGGCUAUUUCCUGCACGACCGCGAGGAGUGCGACCGGGCCUUCCGGGGGUGGCUCAAGCGGAAGCAGGCCGAGAAGCGGGCCGAGAAGCAGGCGGCUCGAGAGCGCUCCCGCAGGAUGGCGAUGGAGGCGCGCCGCGCUCGCCGCAUGCAGGACCUGCUCUGCUCCGUCAACGAGUCCCGGACUCCGCGCCUCACCGAUCGCUGCAGUUAUCGCUUCUGAGCGCGAUCGAUCGUCCCUCCUCUGAGCUCCCCCUCUAUUUAUUUCUCCCCGCUGGCCUCGUGUCAGGAAAGAAACGAGCACAUCAGAGGUGGAAUAAAUUAUUAAAUAUCUGUGACAAAAGGUACCUGUCGUGUGCACGUGGUUAUGAUUAUUUACACCAACGUAAUGCACUAAAACUGCAGCGAUCUACUACUGGACUGUUGCAGCGCGUGACUACUGGGGGGAGGCGGGGGGCGGUCAGCUCAUCGCCACAGGACUCUGCAGAGGGAACAUGAGCGAGAACAUCGUGAUGAGCUCCUGGGAGGUUAGAGGGAAAGUGUCCUUCGUAUGAGUAGCAUUGACAACUUUGUGUGUGUGUGUGUGUGUGUGUGUGUGUGUGUGUGUGUGUGCACUGUAAC